Molecule: messenger RNA, 4243 nt
Organism: Suncus etruscus (white-toothed pygmy shrew)
Lineage: Eukaryota; Metazoa; Chordata; Mammalia; Eulipotyphla; Soricidae
Gene: KDM4B
Product: lysine demethylase 4B
Exons: 24
Coding region: 241-3606 (1121 amino acids)
Biological process (GO): chromatin remodeling
Cellular component (GO): nucleus
Molecular function (GO): zinc ion binding; histone H3K9 demethylase activity
Source: RefSeq, a predicted model, not a curated record
GGCUCGGCCGCCAGCGACGGAGCGGGCCCGGCCCGAGCGGGGGCCUCGACGCCGGCCGAGUGCGGGGGGGCGCGCCCUGCUGCUCCGGGACCGAACCGAGCCGAGCCGAACCGGGCCGCGCGCACCGCCAGGGACCUCCACCUUCACUGUUGCCACUGGUAGACGAAGCCCUGUGGCUGCCAGAAAUCUACGCCACACCCCGACUGCAGGACAGACCCGCAGCCUCCAAGCACUGCCACCAUGGGGUCGGAAGAUCCUGGGGCCCAGAACCCCAGCUGCAAGAUCAUGACGUUCCGGCCCUCGCUGGAGGAGUUCAAGGACUUCAACAGAUACGUGGCCUACAUCGAGUCCCAGGGCGCCCACCGCGCUGGCCUGGCCAAGAUCAUUCCUCCAAAGGAGUGGAAGCCUCGGCAGACGUACGAUGACAUCGACGACGUGGUCAUCCCGGCGCCCAUCCAGCAGGUGGUGACGGGCCAGUCGGGCCUGUUCACACAGUACAACAUCCAGAAGAAGGCAAUGACCGUGGGCGAGUACCGGCGUCUGGCCAACAGCGAAAAAUACUGCACUCCACGGCACCAGGACUUUGACGACCUGGAGCGCAAGUACUGGAAGAACCUCACCUUCGUGUCCCCCAUCUACGGGGCCGACAUCAGCGGCUCUUUGUAUGACGAUGACGUGGCGCAGUGGAACAUUGGGAACCUGCGGACCAUCCUGGACAUGGUGGAGCGUGAGUGCGGCACCAUCAUCGAGGGCGUGAACACGCCCUACCUCUACUUCGGCAUGUGGAAGACCACAUUCGCCUGGCACACGGAGGACAUGGACCUCUACAGCAUCAACUACCUGCACUUUGGGGAGCCCAAGUCCUGGUAUGCCAUCCCCCCAGAGCAUGGCAAGCGCCUGGAGCGACUCGCUAUCGGCUUCUUCCCCGGGAGCUCCCAGGGCUGUGACGCCUUCUUGCGCCACAAGAUGACCCUCAUCUCACCCAUCAUCCUCAAGAAGUAUGGGAUCCCCUUCAGCCGGAUCACGCAGGAAGCGGGCGAGUUCAUGAUCACCUUUCCCUACGGCUACCAUGCUGGCUUCAACCACGGCUUCAACUGUGCUGAGUCCACCAACUUCGCCACCCUGCGCUGGAUCGACUACGGCAAAGUGGCCACGCAGUGCACGUGCCGCAAGGACAUGGUGAAGAUCUCCAUGGACGUGUUCGUGCGCAUCCUACAGCCUGAGCGCUACGAGCAGUGGAAGCAGGGCAAGGACCAGCCGGCACUGGACCACACGCGCCCCACAGCACUCAGCAGCCCCGAGCUCAGCUCCUGGAGUGCCUCCCGUGCCUCGCUUAAGGCCAAGCUCCUCCGCAGACAGGUGAGUGUGAAGGAGAGACACUGGCGGAAGGCCGAGGACGACAGACGGCCAGGCCUAGACAGGAAGAGAGAGCCCAGCAGGAAGCCGGGGUUCCAGUCUCAUCGGAAGCGGAACCAGCCCAAGAAGUCCAAACCUGAAGACUCCAAGUCUGCAGAGGAGGGCUCGGCCCCGGCAGCCAUCCAGGAGGAGGUGGGUGUCGGCCUGAAAGAGGCGGUGCCCCCUGAGGUGGAGCCCGAGGAGGAAGACGAGCCCCCGGUUCUGGCCCAGGCCCGGGACCCUGAGAGUGCAGAGGAGGACGACAGGGGCAAGGCGCGACCCCCCAAAGCCAAGGGCGACCGGAAGAAAAAGGGCCUGAACCCCCUGCACACACACUCCCCGCCCGCACCUGCCCCCUCCUCCAGCAGGGAGGCCCCUCGGCCCGAGCCCCCAAGCCCCGCCGCCCCCAGCGACAGCCCCACGGCCGCCCCCCUCAACGUGGUGCCACCCGAGGCCCCAGGAGAGGAGCAGGAGGCACGACCACGCCCCAUCAUACCGAUGCUGUACGUGCUGCCGAGGCCCGGGCCAUUUCCCGGGGACAAGGGCCGUGUGUCCUGCUCGCCACCCACGGAGCCGCCUGGCCACAAGGAGCCCGCCUGGAAGGCGUCCGUGGGGCCCAUGGAGCUGGGGGCGCCUGAGGACGGCGGGGCCCCUGAUCGUCAGGCACCACCCCUGACUCCCCAGCUGAAGGUGGAGGUGAAGAAGAGCCGGCGCCACCCCUUGGGCAGGCCCCCUACCCGCUCGCCGCUGUCUGUAGUCAAGCAGGAGGCAUCCAGCGACGAGGAAGCUCUGGCCUUCCCCGGGGAGGAGGAUGCAAGCGAUCCUGUGGCCCUGCGGGCGCUAUUGGACCUGGCAUGGGGGGACCAGGCCGCCCGCUUCCAAGCCGAGCGCAGUUUCAAUGAGGCCGCUGCCCUGAGGGAGCCGCACUGUGCCGUGUGCGCCCUCUUCUACCCCUACAGCCAGUCCUUGCAGAUGGAAAAGGAGGCCCCUCCGGCCCCUGCUGGCGACACCCCAGCUGCACCCCCCUCCAGGAGGGGCCAGAAGACGCAACCGCUGAUCCCUGAGAUCUGUUUCACGUCGGGUGGGAGCACAGGGAGCACCGAGCCACUGCCGGGCACCGCGGCCAUUGGGGAAGACGGCGCCAGUCUGCUCAUCGCCUGCGCCAAGUGCUGCCUGCAGGUCCACGCCAGUUGCUACGGUGUCCGGCCGGAACUGCUUAGCGACGAUUGGACAUGCUCCCGCUGUGCCGCACACGCCUGGACUGUGGAGUGCUGCCUGUGCAACCUCAGGGGAGGCGCCCUACAGGUGACCACGGACGGGAGGUGGAUUCAUGUGAUCUGCGCCAUUGCCGUCCCGGAAGUUCGGUUCGUGAACGUGACAGAACGCCACCCUGUGGACAUCAGCGCCAUUCCCGAGCAGCGUUGGAAGCUGAAAUGCGUGUAUUGCCGGAAGUGGACGAAGAAGGUGUCGGGUGCCUGCAUCCAGUGCUCCUGCGAACACUGCUCCACCUCCUUCCACGUGACCUGCGCGCACGCCGCAGGGGUCCUCAUGGAGCCUGACGACUGGCCCUACGUGGUGUCCAUCACUUGCCGCAAACACAAGGCGGCCGCCCACAGUGCGCAGUCCCUGCGGGCCGUGUCCCUGGGCCAGGUGGUCAUCACCAAGAACCGCAACGGGCUCUACUACCGCUGCCUCGUCAUUGGCAGCACUGCCCAGACCUUCUACGAGGUCAACUUCGAGGACGGCUCCUACAGCGACAACCUGUACCCCGAGAGCAUAACCAGCAGAGACUGUGCCCGCCUGGGGCCCCCGGCCGAAGGGGAGCUAGUGGAGCUGCGCUGGGCCGACGGCAACUUGUACCGGGCCAGGUUCAUAGCUGCUGCUGCUAAUGUCCUCUACCAGGUGGAGUUUGAGGACGGGUCCCAGCUGACGGUGAAGCGGGGUGACAUCUUCACGCUGGAUGAGGAGCUCCCCAAGAGGGUGCGGUCGCGGCUGUCGCUGAGCACCGGAGCGCCCCAGGACGGCCUCUUCGCGGGGGAAGAGGUGAAGGCAGCGAAGCGGCCACGGGUCGGUACCCCGACCUCCACUACCCCGACCUCCACCUCGCGUGCCCCUGAGGUGCUGGGGCCCAGUCCGGACUACCUGGCCUUCAUGGAGAACCUGCUGCAGGCGCAGGCGCAGGCCCAGGCCCGGCCCGGGCCCCCCUUCUAGGAUGCAGGCGGCGGCGGGCCCGGCGUUGGCGUGCUGUGAAUCCCCGGCCUGGCCCGGCCCGGCCCAGCCGGGGACCCCUCUGCGGCCGCGGCCCGCACGGACUCAGGGAGCAGGGCCACGUGGGCAGGGCCGGCUUGGACCCAGGCGAGCUCUUCUCGGAAACGGUGCUACUGCAGAGCCCGAGAGCGAUUGCGACUCGUGUACAUACCCACCAACCGCCUUUGUGAGGUUCUUUCUACGAAUUCCUGUUGUUUAAAAAAAUAGACGCGCGGAAAAGAGAACAAGAGGAGAAAAAACCCCAGAGUUGUUUUCUAGAUUUGUGGCUUUACCAACCCAACCCUCCUUUUCUCGAGCCAGAGGCGAUGUCGACGGACACAAACUGCUGGUUGGGUCGGUUCCUGAGGGUUUUUUUGGGGAAUCCUUCGAGAUCGGGCUUGGGGGGCCGGGGCGAUCGUCCAGCCGAUCGGUGCUGCUUGUGCUGUGGCCCACCCGGGUUCCAUCUCCGGCGUCCCCGAGGGUCCCCCAUCGCCACCAGGAGUGGUCCCUGAGUGCAGGGCCUGGAGUCAGCCUCGAGCACCGCCUCAGGGCAUGCCCCAUCAGCUUUGUCUGGGGCCAGCGGGCGUGGAGGGGGCACCAC